Messenger RNA from Hordeum vulgare subsp. vulgare (domesticated barley), 908 nucleotides. RefSeq lists its product as uncharacterized. The record is from RefSeq and is a predicted model, not a curated record. NCBI's taxonomy places the organism in Eukaryota, Viridiplantae, Streptophyta, Magnoliopsida, Poales, Poaceae. Bases 273 to 527 code for a protein of 84 amino acids. The transcript is spliced from 3 exons.
UUUUGAUUAAUGGCCCAUUAGGUAGCAGCUCGCUAUGUAAGGCGGUAAAUUUUGAUAAGUGGUAUAUCUCACCCCAUGUGUAACUGAUGAAACGAGUGGUUGUUGGUAGGGUACAUAGGUACACACGAGUAAUAGCAGUGUUUAAAGCCUACUGUUUGCUUUGGCGAGAGUACUACAAUCUGACUACCAUUUUUGUCCGUGCAUGGUAGUAGUAGUAUAGCUCAGUCGGGACGGACCUGAGGUAGUCUCGUCAAACCUUGGCGAGCUUAGCAAUGUGUGCUACAUACUGUACCAAGCAGCGGAAUCGAUCGUUGGCGGCGAUGGCGGUGGAUCUGACCCCGAGGCAGCCGGCAAAGGCAUACAGGGGCGAGGGAGGCGCAUACUACGAGUGGAGCCCGGCCGAGCUGCCCAUGCCGGGCGUCGCCUCCAUCGGAGCCGCCAAGCUCUCGCUCGCCGCCGGCGGCAUGUCGCUCCCCAGCUACUCCGACUCCGCCAAGGUCGCCUACGUCCUCCAAGGUUGCAAGUAGCAUGGUCCUUAUACAACCUGAGGUAGAAGGCAAGGAAGAUUUGUAACAGACAAGUAGUGACGUAACUCUGUGAGUCAAAAGCUUUCUGAUGGACAGAGUACAAAGGGUACACCACAAGGGCGGAGGCGGAAGUUAGAUACACGCGCUAUCUAGAGGGAGAGAGGAGGGAGCGUUGGAGGAACCGAAUGAAGAUCAGUUUCAUCGCGAUUAUGCUCAUCGUGAUGACCGUAGCUCUCUUCUAUGUGAUGGUAGUUUAGAUGAUCGAUAUCGACUUGUAAUGUGAAGACAAACUCGCUACUCGCGGUCUCGAGACUUGUAAUGUUCUAACUUUGUUCGGUAUUUUAAAUUCGAAGACUAAUAUGAUGAAUUGUAUUCGGAGAC